Dujonia railenensis is the source of this 1452-nucleotide messenger RNA. The record is from the annotation of a GenBank genome assembly. Lineage: Eukaryota; Fungi; Ascomycota; Pichiomycetes; Serinales; Debaryomycetaceae.
AUGAAGGCAACUAUACUUGUACUUCCUCUUCUCAUAUCCUCGACGGUAAAUGCUGCUGCCAUAGGAAGACAGGAUGAAAACUUUCAAAAGAGAGCGGUAGAGUACGUUACUUUAACAAGUACUACACAGAUUCCCCUUGCACAAUACCUCGCCGGUACUACUACUACUGCUGCCGCUGCCGCCGCUAAUGUGAAGGCAGCAGUUGCAACUCCUGCCGCUGCUGCUCCCGCUGCUACUACUGCUGCUGCCGCUUCUUCCUCAAGCUCAGGUGGAUUUUUUGGUUGGUUGAGUAAUCUUUUUGGAUCGGAUGAUACUUCAUCCACAGCAGCAACUGCUGUGACUCCUGCUAGUACCACCGCCAUUGCAUACGCAGCUACUUUGGUAGACUCUUCAACUGCUGCACCAGUAGCUACCACCACUCAGGGAUAUUUUGCUUCCCUUUUGGAUGAUUUAAUCAACCCAGAGACUUUAACUUACACUUACCCCGGUGGUAGUAUUGAAACUGGAGCUGUUGCAGCUACUUCCUCGGUGAAUGUUGGCUACUCCGCUUCAGUUGUAGCCAGUGGGGUAAUUUCUGCAACUUCCAGCUCAUACUCUUCUUCUUCUUCUUCAUCAGGAAGCAGUGAUUCUGGAGAAUAUGCUCUGAAUAUUAAAUACGCGGAAGAAGCUAAGGGUAUUACUUACUCUCCAUACAAUAAGGAUGAUCUGUGUAAAGAUGCUUCAACUGUUGCUUCGGAUAUCGCCAAAUUGUCGGCCUUCCUGUUGAUCAGACUUUACAGUACAGACUGUUCUGGUAUUGAAAAUGUCUUAGCAUCAAUAAAUUCCAAUCAACAAUUAUUUUUGGGUAUUUGGAAUAUUGAUUCUGCUUCUGUUCAAUCAGGUUUAGAAGCAAUUCAGAGCGCAUUAUCUACAAGUUCCAGAGGCUGGGAUGCAGUGCAUACCAUCUCCAUCGGUAACGAACAAGUUAAUGCUGGUACUGCCACUGUAGCUCAAAUUCAGACUGGAGUUAGUGCUGCUAGAACUUGGCUUAAACUGAAUGCUGCUUCAUACUCAGGUUAUGUCGUUUCAGUUGAUACCUUAGCAGCUACCGUUGCAAACCCUGGUUUGUGUGAUAUCCUGGACUACAUUGCUGUUAACUGUCAUCCAUAUUUCACUGGAAGCGUGGACCCCUCUGAGGCUGGUUCUUGGUUACAAAGUCAAAUUUCUAGUGUUUCGUCCGUUUGUGGUGGACUGAAAGACGUUCUUAUCACGGAGACUGGUUGGCCAACGCAAGGUGACAGCAUUGGAAGCUGCGUUCCAUCAAUUGCAAAUCAAGCUGCAGCUUUGGAAAGUAUUAUGUCAGUAAUUGGUGAUCAAGCAUUUUCCUUCACCAUGUACAACGAUUACUGGAAAGACCCAGGUCCUUAUAAUAUUGAACAAUAUUGGGGUAUUUUCGGAGAUCCAUCAUCUUAA